CAGCUGCACUCCGGUACCAAUCCGCAAUUCCUUACACGCUAAGGCAUCCUCUUCGGCUCUUCGCUUCAUUCAGCGCGAAGCAGGCUAGAUCGGCGCCGAGCUCUCUGCUCUCUCUCUGCUUAGCUUGUGUUGUGGUCACUAGUCGGCCAGCACUCCUAACAGCCAUGAGGAAGUCGGGCAGCAGCGGCCAUGUCAUCGGAGUUCCGGUCACCUCCAAGGCGUAUGGGAUAGAGGAGGGAACGUGCAGGAAGAGCGACGGCGAUCACCUUGCUGUCUCGUUGACGCACCCCAGCCCUUACGCGUCUUUCGACUACAAGCACAGCAGCAAAGAUCAUCAGGUGAUCCGCUGGGUGAGCAAGCUGAGCAGGCGGGCGCAAGGCUUCAGGGAGCAUGUGACCCUGGGCCCAAAGCUGUCGGAGACGGUUAAGGGAAAGCUGAGCCUGGGCGCGCGGAUCCUGCAGGCCGGCGGGGUGGAGCGCGUGUUCCGGCAGGCGUUCUCCGCCGAGAAGGGCGAGCGGCUGGUCAAGGCGCUGCAGUGCUACCUCUACACCACCGGCGGCCCCAUCGCCGGGAUGCUCUUCGUGUCCACCAAGAAGGUCGCCUUCCGCAGCGACCGCCCCAUCACGGUGGCCUCUCCCAAGGGUGACACGGCGCGGGUGACCUACAAGGUGGUGAUCCCGCUCCGGAGGAUCGGCAAGGUGCGGCCCAGCGAGAACGCCGACAGGCCGGAGGAGAAGUACAUCCACGUCGCCACGGUGGACGGCUUCGAGUUCUGGUUCAUGGGGUUCGUCAGCUACCAGCGGUCGUUCAAGUACAUGCAGCAGGCCGUCUCGGAGCUGCAAUGACUUGCACGGCCGGCCUGGGGCCUGGUUGAUGAGGAGGUCCGGUGCAGUGCUAGUGGCUGCCCUGUCGGCACGAUGAGAAGAGGAUGUUACGGGUUGCUUCGCCAUCUUUUGUUGCGAAGUAGCCGUAGCUAGGAUUGCCCCAUCUAAUCCCGGAUCGGCGCAAUUUAGUUCCUUCCGCGUACGAUUUGGAUCAACUUUGUGUUGCUCCAAGUGGUUGCUUUGUAGCACGGACCGAGAAAUUAACCAUUUUGUGCAUGUUCUUGAAUGGAAGAGCUCACCUUUUCGAAUUGUUUCCAGUUGUGCCUUUAUGAUCUUGCACUAGUAUGUAUCAGAAGAUUUAGGGAUUUAUAACCUGAAAAUGUUGUGAAACUAUUA
Molecule: messenger RNA, 1220 nt
Organism: Setaria italica (foxtail millet)
Lineage: Eukaryota; Viridiplantae; Streptophyta; Magnoliopsida; Poales; Poaceae
Product: putative GEM-like protein 8
Exons: 3
Coding region: 165-845 (226 amino acids)
Source: RefSeq, a predicted model, not a curated record